UUGUAGAGGAACGAAAUUGAGCCCAUAGUAGCCACUCCGCCCUCUCCCUUGUUCGAGGCCACUGCGGCAGUGGGGAAUCUGCACCUAGUCGGGACGGAAGUGAAUGGGUUCCGCCCCCUUCCUCAUCUCUUCCUCGCCUUUUGGGGCCAGCUUCCGUGUGGAGUGGGUGCUCUUGUGUUUCUCAGGGAGCCUGUGCCGCUCACGCUUGUGACUCCUGGUGUGGAUGCGCGUGUGCGUGCGCGCGCGCGUGCACUGCCCCUCGUCCCCAGGCUGUGCUGCGCCGGGAUGCUGUGCUCAUCAUGGAGACCAAACGAGUCGAGAUUCCCGGCAGCGUUCUGGAUGAUCUUUGCAGCCGAUUUAUUUUGCAUAUUCCCAGUGAGGAAAGAGACAACGCUAUCCGAGUGUGCUUUCAGAUUGAACUUGCCCAUUGGUUUUAUUUGGAUUUCUACAUGCAGAACACACCAGGAUUACCUCAGUGUGGGAUAAGAGAUUUUGCUAAAGCUGUCUUCAAUCAUUGUCCUUUUUUACUGCCUCAAGGUGAAGAUGUACAAAAAGUUUUAGAUGAAUGGAAGGAGUAUAAAAUGGGAGUACCAACCUAUGGUGCAAUUAUUCUUGAUGAAACACUUGAAAAUGUAUUAUUGGUUCAGGGUUAUCUAGCAAAAUCAGGCUGGGGAUUUCCAAAGGGAAAAGUAAAUAAAGAAGAGGCGCCACAUGACUGUGCUGCUCGAGAGGUCUUUGAAGAAACUGGUUUUGAUAUAAGAGAUUACAUUUGUAAGGAUGAUUACAUUGAACUAAGAAUCAAUGACCAACUAGCUCGUUUGUACAUCAUCCCAGGAAUUCCAAAGGAUACAAAAUUCAACCCCAAAACCAGAAGAGAGAUUCGGAAUAUUGAUUGGUUCUCAAUUGAGAAAUUGCCCUGCCAUAGAAAUGACAUGACCCCAAAGUCAAAACUUGGUUUGGCACCUAACAAGUUUUUCAUGGCCAUUCCGUUUAUCAGACCGUUAAGGGACUGGAUUUCUCGAAGAUUUGGGGAUUCCUCAGACAGUGAUAAUGGGUUUUCCUCAGCUAGUGGGACGCCAGCCAAACCUAGUGUGGAGAAAAUGAGUAGAUCUAAAUUUCGCUACAACCAGCAGUUGUUUCCAGAUUGUUCUCCAGGUGACCAGUGGGUGAAACACAGGCAACCACAGCAACAGAAACCAUUUAAUAAUCAUUCUGACAUAUCUGAUCUUUUAAAAACAAAGCAGAAUCAGAAUAUGAGAGGAAAUGGGAGAAAACAGUAUCAAGACUCCCCUAACCAAAAGAAGAGAACAAAUAUAGUUCACAAUCAGCAGCCUAAACAGCAGAACCACACAUUGAAAUGUGAAAAAAAACUUCAUCUAAGGAAACUACAGGAUAAUUUUGAAACAGAUGCAGUAUAUGAUUUUUCUUGCUCCAGUGAAGACCAGCUACUAGACCAGAUGGAGGCACAUUCUAUAGCAUGUAACGAAGACUGCAAGUUCAUGUUUUCAUCAAGAGCGUUUUUGAACUUCAAGUUUGACUACGAUGCCAUAAUGAAGAACUUUGACCUUUGAGAGAGACUAGAGUAUUUAGGAAGCCUCGAGAUCAAAGAGUCCCAUUGCCAUUAAGUGGUUGUUAAUUAAGCCUUACCUUUCUCAGGUGACAAAAAGUACAGGGAGGCAAUGGUGUUAAUGAAGAGAUUAUCCUCUUUGCAGAAGAAUGGUGUAAAAAUAUACUUGCACUGUAAAUGCAGUAUGGCAUUUAUACAUACACUUACCUUUUCAGUGUUCAACUCACUAGCUGAGCAUUGUGCUUGUGAGGGCAUUCUGUAUGGCUGUGAGGUAUUUUGUGUUCUCAGUGGAGGUAGCAUUAAUAUUUUAUUAACAUCUUAGAAAAGUUUGGUGCUUAGGCAGAUGGAAAAAUUAGGAAGGAAUAUAUCCCUCUUUUCUUUAUUGGGGUAUUUUUUGGGGUACUCUAACUAGUAAUUACUGAUUUCUGAUCAUGAUUGCUAAAGUGGUUUCAAAUUCAAGAUCUCAUCAAUCUGCUUUUGGGGUAUUUCAUAACAGUUUUCUGCCUCCAGUUGCUUAAGCUGUUGAAAACCCUAAAAAAGUUUUGUGUUGAGACAUUAUUAGAACUUGAUAUCCAUGUUCAUGAUGAACUCCAAAGCUCUUUUUUCCUCAAAUCUUUGUAAUGCCAUAGUUUGCACUUCUUUGAGAUUUUAUACUUAGAAAAUAUAAGUUGCAAAGUUCAGUCCAGUUUCCUUUUUCCUAUAAGGACAACUAAUUUUUUCAGAAGUGGAAUUAAAUUUGUUGGAGGUAGCAGAGCUAAAGAAGAUUUUUACUUUGAUUUUUCCUGCAUAUAGCUGAGCCUUGUGAGGCUUGUGGAGUGAGAGGUGAAGGCCUGGACACAGGUGCUGCUUUUAUCUCAUCAUUUUAACUUCAACUUUUUUCUAAUAUGUAUUUUAGUUUUUUCUUUGCUAUGAUAUUUUCCCCAUAAGAUAAUAUGUAUAUGUAUGAAACCAUUAUUAUUGAACUUUAUGUAAGGAUUAUAUCAGGGCAGCUAUAUGGAAAUUGGUAUUCCAUUUUCCAAUGGUAGUAGUGUGACCUAGAGCUAAAAAAUUAGGCAUGCUACAGCCCCUGGAUAAUAGAAUGAGAUGGCAUCUGUUUCACUUUUAUGUAUGGUUAGGAAAUAAAAACAACAACAAUAUUUUGUAAUUUCAUCUCAUUCUUUUAAGAAUGUAUUUUGCAGCUUGAGGAUUAUUGAAUCACAUCUAAGUAGAUAAUAUGCAUUUUUAGUGAAGAUUUGGCUUUAAUUGAAGACAAUCACCAGGGAUGAAGGUGCUUUAAUAUUUUGUGUCUGACCUCAAGUGAGGCAUUUGUGUAAGAGAGAGUUGAGGAGUAGAGCAGAUUGUGGGAUAUAUGAGAACACACCUUUAUUCUAUGUUCUUAUACAGUUUUUAAAAACUCUUUUAAUGUGUGGUAUCCACAAAAUACAUCCCUACUGUCAGAUCUUAUUGUAAGCACCCUUCAUUCUAUAUAACUAGCCCAUCUAAAACAAACUCUUAUUUAACCUGGAAGAGCUAUUUUAGAGAUAAGAGCUAUUUUAUUAAUCAUGCAUUGGCUUUUAAAUGGGAAAUUUAUAUUUAUUGAGAACAGUUUUUUACCUCUUUGGUACUAGGCCGGUAGGUGUUGUGUGUCUAGUCACCUAUGUGUGGAGUGAAAUUCUGAGGGUAUUUGUACUCCCAUGAAUCACUCUAAUGAGCAGACAGGAGACUAAUGCUAGCAGAGUUCACGUGGCUUUAUUCAAAGGCUUGGGGUGGGGCAAAGAGUGAGGGAACAUUACCUGGGCCUAGACAGCAUCCUUACAAGGGUGGUACAAGGGUGGGGCAGGGAAGAGACCACCUGGGCAUAUAUAGUAUUCUCCCAAGGGGUGGGGCAUAGGGGGAGAGAGAGAAAGAGAGAGAUUGGCUCCAUAGGUUUGGGGUCUCAGAAGUGGGCACCAAUGUCUAGAUUUGCUCAGAUUUUAUAGGGAUCCAACAUAAUGCUAGCUCCACUUUCCCAUCAUCUGUAUCUUAUUCUAACCACCUUCUUCUAUCCUCCUUAAUCCUUCCCAAUGCUUCUGACAUUUCCAAGCAUAUGGGAAUAUUCCUUAGGUUUACAGUUUUUAGUUGAGUCAGGAUUUUAGGACUAUCCAAGGAUUUAUCAGAUUGCAACAAUUCAGGUGGAAACAUUCUUUGAAACAUUUCUUCAGGCUAUAGCAUCGCAACAUUUCUUGGGACAUGUAGUCAAAAUUAUAACUUGUAAAAUUUGAGAUUUCUCUCAUAGGAAUUAGGUCAUCCCUAAACUUCUUCCCCCAGAAAUAGAAGAAAAGGAGGGAGUUGUCUCAUAGCCACAUUUGAAAAGACUAUAUUAAAGGCUUACAUUGUUAUAUAUAUACAUAUAAAGCUGCUUGGGAAGGGGGUUUCUUUUACUAUUCAAAAGGAGAGAUGGAUCUGUCCUAGUGGAGGGCACCUAGCUUCACUGUUUUUCUAUAGGAAGUUAGCAAUCUAUGAUUACUAAUACUAUUGCUAUUGAGGAAUAAUGUACAAUUUCAUCCCACAUAAUCCUCCUAAUUUUCACUUCAAAGUUUGCAUUAUUCCUCCUCCCAAAGGCCUUCUCGCCCAUAGAUCCAAAGCAUUGCUUCUGCUUCAGUAUCUUUCUUGGUCUCAUCUUUCAUUUUUUGCUUUGUUAAAAUCAUUAGUCUAGGAACCUUCUGGUCAGGAUGUGGUUUUUGAAUAACAAUAAGUAUAUUUUCUACAUUUCUUUGAAUCAUAAUAAAACAGGGUGCCAAGCAAGGCAUAAGCAUAAGAAUACAGAUAAUAAUGAUUAUGGCUGGAAUAACAUGUAUCCAAUGUCUGUCAAACAUUUUCCACCAUUCAGUCCAUGGAGCGGUAUUUGCCUGAGUUUCUCUUCAAUUGUUCUGAGAGAACACUUCGUUUUUUAAAUGCUCUUGUAACAGAUCCAUCUGGGGAUGUAUUGUUGGGUAUAUAGGCACAGCAAGAUCCUCCUGUCAUAAUACAAACUCCUCCUUCUUUUGCCAGUCAUGUCCAAGGCAACUCUAUCCCAUGUCAUUCAACUACGUGCAUCCAGUUGCUGUGUUAAACCCACAAUUGCAUCUCUAGUGUAGUUUAUAAAUCUCUGCUGGUUGUAGUAAAUGUAGUUGAUCCAAUUUAUAUUCUUAUUUAUAGUUGCUCACCAGAAAAGGGAUUCCACACUGGCAGCUAUCUCUUUUCUAGCCUUGAAUUUAGCCGGGUUUCCCCUGGGUACCCCAAUAAUAUGUAGGUAUACUGAGGGAUCAGUUGAGCCUUGAGGGACAUUUCUCUUUAACCUUGUUUUGCCUUUGUCCUGGGUUUGAUUCAGAUACAUUACAGUAAAGGGAAUGGUGAAUUUCACUAGAACACACAUACCAGUCCAAUUUGCCAAUACCUUUCUCAGCAUAGGUUCUCCACAGGACUAUCAGAGAUCCACCUUUGCUAUGUUCAGGUUACAAAAUUCAGGCAUAUUAGUCAAGUCCCAAAUAUGUGAACGCCCCAGCUAUCGCAGGCCAAAGAUACCUCCUGCAUGUCGUGAGAUACAUGCUGAGUGUUCCUAGUAACCUCGUCUUGCAAUGCUCUGGGGUCUGUUCCCCAAAGAGCUUAACCAUACAUUUGAAUUCAGUCUCAAACUUAUCUAGCCCCAUUGGAAAUGGAGCAAUAUAUGCUCUAGGCCUUCUGCUUGCAUAGAUGUAACAGUUCAAUUUUCCCAAUUUACUAGCAGUAUAUCUGACCCAUUCACAGCAGGUAUUAGUGUCAAUAUGUCCUGUUUCUAUUUCAAGACUUGCCUUAAACCCUCAGCAGUUGAAAUGUCAUAUUCAACCCAGAGACCUCCUAUAAAAACUGUAGGCUGAAUAUUUUCUGAUGCUAUCAUUUUGCUACUCAGACUUCCUCCAUUACUGGGGCAAUCAGAAAUUUAUCAAAAUACUCAUAUCCAUAUCUUCUUAUUCCAAAUUCAUACGAGCCUGCCCAUUCCUCCCUAAAAUUUGUAAUAGGAAUAAGAUGUAGUUGUUAUUAUUAAUGGGCUGGUAGAUGGUAAAAGCCUUAUUCCAUUCUAAAUUUUUGGGUCUGGCUGUCCAAUCUCAUGGUUCACUUGACUGUCAUACCAAUGGGGGGCGGGUGGCUAGUUUGCCCUGGAGGGCAAAGAUAUUUUGGAUUGAUCCUAAGACCAGCCAAUUCUUUAAAAUUUUUUACAUUUAAGUGUCUCUAGGAGACAGCGUAAGUCUAUCUGGAUUGUCUGAUCUCCUUCUCCUAUCUGGAAUUCAUACUCUUUGUUCACUUCUUCUGAGCCUAUUAGUAGUGAUCCUGCAUCGUAGGUUUUUAAAAUGGUGCCUGUCACACCAUUAAAACUUCCAACAAUAACCAUAAUUCUUUGUUCCACCCCUAUUCUUAAUAGGGAGUCUGUAUAUAAGAUAUCCCACUUCUAUUCUCAAUAGGGAUCAAAAUUCUUUGUCUCACCCCUAUUCUAAAAAAAAAGCAACCCAAAAACACCAGAAAAUAUAGUAUGGGAGAAGGGGCCUUGAGUUCAGAGUUCUUGGCAGCCUCUUCAAGUUAUCAGUCUUUUCAAAGUAACAGUUCAGUUUGCUGCAGCCUUUCUCACAGCUUCAAAGGUCAGUCAGUGGAAGUCUCAGCAAUCCAGGCAGUUGGAGACUCAACUGGGCUUUUUACUCUAGUAUAGUGGGUCCAGCCACUCUUUGCAGUUCAAACAGCUGUAUCAGUUGUCAACAGGACCUGAAAAGGGCCUUCUCAGGUUGGAGUUAGUUUUCCAUCUUUCCUGGAUUUGAUAAGAACCCAGUCCUCUGGUUGGAACUUAUGAACUGGAAAGCCUAAAGGAGGUGUCUGUCCAAGUAAUGCUUUCUUUUGUAGGGAAGACAAGUUUAGAGCAAGAGCAUGUAUAUAGCUUCUUAAAAACUUAUCCCUGCUUUCCCAAUGGGGUGGGUCCCCACUCUAUCUGGAGGGGUAAGGAUGUCCAUACAUCAAUUCAAAUGGGGACAGCCAAACAUCUCUUCAGGGCUUAGUCCUCAAUCUCAGCAAUGACCGUGGCAGGCAUAGAGUCCAAGGUAACUGGAUUUCCAGCAUCAGCUUGGUGAGUUGUCUCUUUAAAUCUUGGUUUACUUUUUCUACUUUCCCACUAGAAGGAGGAUGCUAUGGCAUGUAGAAAUCCCAGGUGCUUGUGCUAUUCCUUGUAAUAUUUUGGAGGUAAAGUGGGUUCCAUUAUCAGAAUCAGUUAUCUGGUAGACCAUAUCUGGGAAUAAUUUGUUCCAAGUAAAAUUUUGGUUACUACCAGAGCAGUUGCUCUGGGAGUUGGAUAAGCCUCUAUCUAGGAUGUUAGGUGAUCUGCCACCAUGAGAAGGUACUUUGCUGUUCCAAUCGGUACCAUCUCAGUAAAAUCUACUUGAAUACUUUGAAAUGGCUGAAGCCCUGGAGCCCUUCUCCCUUGGGGUGGCUUCUCAAACUGUUUAUUAAUUUUCUUGCAAAUCAAGCAGGAGUCUACCAUUUGUUUUGCAAUAGUGUAUAACCCAGUGCAAACAUUUUGUGCUAAAAUUAAGUCACAAAUAUUCUGGACUCCCCAAUGGCUGCCUUGGUGCAGAUGAUUUAAGAUUCUUCUAGCUAUAGCUUGAUUAAUUAUUUCUCUUCCAUCAGGCAGUAGCCAUCUUUCAUCCUUAGUUUUUUCUCCUCCCGUAGCUUUUCUCUUAUCUACCUCUGGCUCUAUAAAGACUGGCUUUCCUAUGGUAUGAGUGGCAGCAUUGGAAUCUCAUCUUCCUCAAUUCCAGCUCUCUUAGCCUCUUCAUCUGCUAGACUAUUUCCUCUGGUUUCAAAGGAGUUACCUUUUUGAUGCCCAUUCACAUGGAUCACAACUAAUUGUUCUGAUUCUAACAUGUUUUCAAGAACUUUCUUUAGCAAUUAAUGUGUGCCAACUCUUUUUCUUUCUCGUUUAAAUUUUUCCAAAUAAAUGUACUACUCCCCAUACAUACUUUGAAUUGAUAUAUAUAUAUAUAUAUAUAUAUAUAUAUAUAUAUAUAUAUAUAUAUAUGGUUUGUUUUUUUUUCCCCCUCCUCAGUCUUCCAGCAAUUUUAGAGCCUGGUUUAGAGCAUAGAGCUCACAAGUUUGUGCUGACUGUUUGCUUGGGAGACGGCCUCUCUCUACUAGGGCUGCUUCAUCCCCAUUGCAUAAUCAUUUCUCCUUUUUCCAUCUACUACCCAUGAGGAUCCAUCUAUAAUUAAAUUCACUUUUCCAGGGAUUGGUGUUUCCUGCAAAUCUUCCCUGGCUUUUGCUUGGAAAUCAAUAAUAUCUAAACAAUCAUGUUCAGUCUCUCCAUGAUUUUCUUAUCCAGUUUCCCAUAAGAACAUGGCAGGAUUCAAGUUUGAAUCAGUUGCAAGAAAUGGAUCAUCUUUUCCCAAUAAAAUUGCUUCAUAUCUUAAUAUCCUAGAAUCAGUCCUUUGGUGUAGAAUUGUUUGGACUUGGUGGGGUGCUAACCACUAGGGUUCCUCCAAAAGUUAAUUUUCUACUUUCUUCUACCAAAACUGCCAUCCUCUUGCAGUCGGAUCAAGGAUUUUAGAUAAGAAUGCUACUGGUUAUCUUUGCCCUCCCCAUGUUUGUAUGAGGACCCCCAAGGCUAUUCCUUGGUCCACUGUGGCAAAUAGGUGAAAAGGUUUACUGAAAGAAGGUAAGGCCAAUACUGGAGCUGAUUUUAAAGCUUUCUUCAAUUCUAAAAAAUUUUCUUUCCCUUCUGAAUCUCAUUGUAUGGGAUCUGGAGAUUCUUCUAAGAGAUGAGCAUACAAUGGCUUUGUAUAUGUUGCUUAAUCAUCUAUCCAGAGUCUACAAUAGACUAUAGAAUAGAAAUAUAACUACAAUAGAAAUAUACAAUUUCCUUAAGUUCUUUUUUUGUUCGAGGGAGUUCAAAUUGUAUAGUUGCAGAUACUCUGGCUGGGUAUCCUUCUCCCUUCACUAAUGCAAUGUCCUAGGUACUUAACUCCUUUCUCUGCAAAUUAUAACUUUCCUUUUGACACCUGUAUUCCUUUUCCUCAAAAGUUCAAUAAAUUAACUAAAGUAGUUACUAUGCUAGAUAUGUCAUCUAUGUGCUGGAGGAGUGUGACUUGGGCUGGGGGUUUAAAUCCUUCUAAAAUUCCUUCAAGGACCUGGCCGGAGACAUUUGGGGAGUUAAUUGAAACCCUGUGCUAGGACACACCAUCAAAAUUGCCUUUUUCUUCUUGUUUUGGGGUCUUCCCAUUCAAAUGUAAACAAAUCUCUACUGUUAGGGUGCAAAGGGAUUGACCAAAAAGCACCUUUCAAAUCUAUCACAGUAAAAUAUGCACUGCUGUGUGGAAUCUUACUCAUCAAAGUAUAAGGCUGAUUGGCAACCCUCUAAUAAACUGUCCUCUAGCAAGGCUGUUAUCACAGGCUUCAAUCCUCUUCUUCCUUCUAGUGAAAUUUUGCCUGGUUUUAACAACAAAAAAAUAUUUUCUGGUUUUAACAAUCUGGACUGACUCUUUUAAUUGGAUUUGUAAAGGAGGCAUUUUGAUUUUUCCUCUAUUUCUAGGUCCUGCUGAGACUUGAGGAUUUAUUUGUCUUUCUUCAUCUUUUAAGAAAAAGCUGCUUACAAAGUAGCUAGGAUCCUCUUCCUGCUCACACUGAAAUGUAGAUUCAAUUUUGUAAUCAUAUGUCUUUCUAAUAAACUAAUGCCUACCUCAGGAAUCAGGAGAAAUUGUCCAAAUAUUUUCUCCUGCUUAAAUUUUAGUUAGAGGCUGUGUCAUGGAGGCAGAGAAUCUCUCCCCUUUUAUCCCAAACACCAUGAGUUUUUGAUUACUUAGUUUAACUCUGAGAGGUGAUGACAAGGGAGCUCCUUACUGCUCCUGUAUCAAUUAAAAAUGCUAUUUCUACUUCCUGGUUCCCCACCUGCAAGGUUAUCAUGGGCUCUGGGUGGAGUUCAAAAGAUCCCUGACUGUCAAUUUUCUGUAUCUUCAGAGAGCGCAUAAAUCAUACUUUCUUUCUCUUGUUUAGGACAUUUUGGCUUUUUUAUUCACUUUUUUUCCACAUUUAAAGCAUAUUAAAGGAGUUCUUGCUCUUUCAGGGAAUUUUCCUGACCCUUCUGAUGUUUCUUCCUUUCAAGAAAUCAUAUUCUAUCUUGUCCUUCCUUUUUGUUUUCCUCUUCUGUUUAGAAUCACUCUCGGUCACUUCUUUAAUUGCUCUCACAAAGGUUCUAGUUUUUUCCUUGCCUCCAUCUUCUUCUCUCCUGACAAAUAUCAGCUAGCCUUGCUGGAGUAAUUCAUCAAGGGGUUUCAUUAUCCAUUCUUCUCUAAGUUUGUUUUCCAUAUAUCUGGCCAUAAAUUUGUGACAAAAUAGUUCUUUAAGAGAAUUUGUCCACCAGGCUCAGUCAAGUCUACUCCAGAAUAUUUGCUAAAUGCCCCUCAAUCUAUGUAUAAAUUCAGUUGGAGUCUUCUCCUUUUUCAGUUUGGUUACAUAAACCUUAUUCAUAUUUUGAUUCCGAGGUCCUGCUUUCCUUAUCCCUUGAAUGAUCAUUUUUCUAAGAUCUCGCAUAUUUGUUUGAUGGGUGGGCUCAUUAUUAUGCCAGCCAGGGUCUUUUAUAGGAUAUUUGGCCUCACCAUUUGAACCUCCUUCCUCCUCUGUGUGUUCAUGGUCCCAUUCUCUUAUAGCUGCUCUUCUAAUCUGACCUCUUUCUUCCUCAGUGAAUAAUUGCUUCAUAAUUGCUAUCAUCUCUGGCCAUGAAUAUAAAUUUGGCCCUAAAAAUUUAUCAACUUGAUCAGCAACACCAAUAGGAUCUUCUAACAGAACUUUCAUGUCCUUUUCUGUAUCUCAGAGGCACUGAGAGGUGCACUAAUAUAUCCUAGCCCCUGUCGUCCUGGCACUUCCCUGAGUUUGCUUAUUGCAGAUUGCUUAGCAUGUCUCCAGAAGGGAAGUUCUUCUGGUCCUCUAGUCACCUCUUCUCUAUUUACCUCUUCAUAGAGGUCUGGUGGAGGAGUAGCUAUUAUCUCUGCUUCUGCUCUAGGCUUUGGCAGUAGGGGAGACAAUGGAACUAUUGGUGCUACAGGAGGCACUGAUACUGGUUCUGGUUCUAUUUGGGCUGCUGGUGCUGGCACUGGAGGUGGCACUUGGGGAGUAGGAGGGAUCAAAUACAGGAGAGAGACUCUAAUGGAUCCCAGGCCUUCUCUAUUUCCUACCAUGUGAUUCCUUUAUCUUCUCUGCUAUUAUAACUGUUAGAGCCAAUGCUGUUUCCUCCUGCUUUUUCUCUCAUCACUAAAGUGCAGCACAUGCUAUCUCCCUAUCAUUUGUAAAUUUUCUCCCAUUAACAGUCUCAUUUAGGUUCUCACAGACUGUAUAAUCAUUAGAUCCACAUUUUUGCCCGAGGGCAUGGGUCUGUCAGUCAAUCUCCACACCUGCCCAAUGAAAAUAGCAGUACUCCAUGAAUGUGCCUGGGUCAAAAUGUUCAUACUGAGGGGAUUUUUCCAGGCAUCUAAUUGAGCCCUUAAAGGACUAUCCUUAGGAAUUGUGUUCACUUCUUUUUGUAUGGAUCCAUGUCCUGUAUUGUGGACUUCCUUUGGGCUGAUGCUUUCUGCCCCAUGUUUCUGACUUGAAAUUUCUAAUCUUGCUUUCUUUUCAGACACAGUUUAACUUAGCGAUCUGCCGUAGUCUGUCCUAUCUCCUGACAAGGGUUUUUACUUUUCAGUUGUCUUGUAAGCACAACUUAUUCCCUUAUCUCACCUACCUUUAUCAAACCAUUUUCAUCUCAAACUUCCUUAAUUUGAAAUUCCCUCAUGUAUUGUCUCUUUCUCUAAAGCCCCACACCUACAAACAAGCACUUGGUCCUGUUCUCAGUGAUAAGGACUCCCCAGUUCGAUUUGUUUGGUCUUAAAGAGCCUCCUGGACUCUGCCAGUCAGCUAUUCAAGGAGCAUCCAUUCACACACAAGCUUAGAGAGAAGGCACACAAAUGGUCUCCACGUUAGAAGUGCUGGUUGAGGUCUUUUCUUUUGCAUCUGUCAUUCUGUCUGCUCUCUUGCUGGUGGGGUUUUUUAGAGGCAUAUAGGAGGACUCAGAUUUGCCCAAAUAGGUAAACUGAGGCACUCCUAUCAUUCUAGAGUCCUGGACAAGCCCUCAUCUGUGUAGUGAAAUUAUGGGGGGCCUUGUACCCCCAGGAAUCACUCUAAUGAGCAGACAGAAGACGAUGCUGGCAGAGGUCACGUGGCUUUAUUCAGAGGCGUGGGGCAAAGAGUGAGGGAACACUGCCUGGGCCUAGACAGCAUCCUUACAAGGGUGGGGCAGGGAAGAGACAAUACCACCUGGGCAUAGAUAGUAUUCUCACAAGGGUGCGGCAUAGGGACAGAGAGAGACACACACACACACACACACACACACACACACACACACACACAUACUCCAGCCUCAAAAGUGGGUACCAAUGUCUAGAUUUGCUCAGAUUUUAUAGGGAUCCAACAUAAUGCCAGCUCCACUUUCCGUAUCUUAUUCUAACCUCUUUCUUCUAUCCUCCUUAAUCCUUUCCAAUGCUUCUGACAUUUCCAAGCAUAUGGGAAUAUUCCUUAGUUUUACAGUUUUUAGGCCUGUCCAAGGAUUUAUCUAAUUGCAACAAUUCUUCAGGCUAUAGCAUCACAACAUUUCUUGGGACAUGUAGUCAAGAUUAUAACUUGUAAAUUUUGACAUUUCUCUCAUAGGAAUUAGGUCACCCCUAAACUCAGGGAAACAGAAAAAGGGGGGGAGUAGUCUUGUAGCCACAUUUGAAAAGAAUAUAUUAAAGGCUUACAUUAUUAUAUAUAUAUACAUAUAAAGCUGCUUGGGAAGGGGGUUUCUUCUACUAUUCAAAAGGAGACAUGGAUAUGUGCUAGUGGAGGGCACCUAGUUUCACUAUUUUUCUAUAGGAAGUUAGCAAUCUAUGAUUACUAAUACUAUUACUAUUGGGGAAUAAUUCACAAUUUUCAUCCCACACAUCUAGAUGUCUACUUAAUGUGACAAAUUUGUGAACCACUUUGAUAAAGACAUUUUUUUAUGCUUUAGACGAAUGUGUUUGGAAACCUUUUCUGUUAUUUUCUUAGAAAUAUUGCUUUUUUUUUUUGCUUAGGUCUUCAUGAGCCAUAUUUUCUACUUGGUCCCAGCAUUCCAAAUUUCUGUUAUGAACAAGAGAAUUAAGUCUUGGUUUGCCCAGGAGGCAAAACAUUUUCAUUUUUUCAUUGUUAUUCAGAAGCCAUUUUGGUUUAAAAAUAUUUUAAAGCAUUGGUCAGUAUUCCUGGUGUCAGUAAUUGGAUCCUUAGAUCAUGAUAUUAAAGCAAAACAGAAUAGAUCCUUAUUAUUCACGGAGUUAGCAAAUUUCUUCAAGAAUUAAAUAUCUUUUUUUAAUAUAGGUAAUCCAGUUAAAUAGUAUUGCUUUUAUGUCAGGUUGUUUUAAAGUACCAUGGAAUAAGAGAAAGACUACAGUGGGAUUAUAUUAAUUUCAGUUCUUGUAGCUUUCAUUAAAUAGUUUGAGAUUAAAUAUGCACAAAUUAUAACUGUAAAUUGAAACUUAGCUGAAAUGAAAUACCUAUGCGUUAUGUGCCUGAACUGGGUGUACACCGGACAGCCAUUUUCCCUACUUCCUUGCAUUCUAUAUUUGUUAGCUUUUCAGAGAUGAGAAUAUCUUUAGAAAUUUGGCACAGAAACUGGAUUCCAUCUUGACUUGGAGGAAAAACCAGUAAGUGACAAAUGUGUGCUAAUGAUACAAUCAUUUGAUUCUUUUAUAGUAUAUUAGAUUUCAGGAAGUUAGUUGAAAAAUGCAGUUAAUGGCUUCAUUAUUUUUUUAAAAAUGCCUUUUUGAGAGGAUAUCUCUUAAUUCACUAACUUGAAUGUUAUAUAUAGCCAGCUUUAUGUUUUGAGGUGCAGUGCACUGAGAACAUUCUGAAUUAUUUGGGGGGAAAAUUAUUUUGUAGGUGCUUUUAAUGUGUAACUUUUGUGAUUUAAAAAUGUUAGCUGAAGCAUUUUAUAUUUAACCAGCAUAUUCCAAAAGGCAAGAGUCCUAUUGCAUGCUUUUCUGUAAGCUUAUGUCAAGACAUAGCAGAUGAGUGAUUUAUCAAAUGAUGACACACUUCUGUGAAAGAUGGGCAUUUGAAAAAGUGUGAGUGCCUCAUAGAACUACUGUGAAUAGAAGAGUCUGGAUGUUUGAAAACUAAGGGAAUUGGAUUCUUUUUUAAUUUUUAAAUACUUAUGUUUCAUUCUGUACUAACAAAAUAUUUUCAUUUGCUUAUUUGUGUUUGCAAAUUAAAGGCUUUUAUUUUUCUAGUAAAAAUGAUAGUUAAGUUCAAAUCAUGAAAAACUGUAAGCAGAAUUAAAGUCAUACAUAUGGUAUGGUAUUUUAAAAAAGAAUUUCAGUAAUUUGUAAGUUUGAAUAUUUAGUAUCUGCAUUUGCAAAGAUUUAUGGGUCCUUCUGAAGUUUCUUGAAGAGUUCUUAGGCUUCAGUGUAUGUAAAAAACAUUUUGUCUUUUCCCUUUUCCCCUUGUACUCCCAACAAACAAACCCAACUCAAUCCCAGACUUAAAUAGCUUGAUUACUACUUGAUUAGCUCAGAAUGCUUUUGUAUUAUGACUAUAUAGUAUGAAUUUUAAGUUUGGAAAGUAUGGUUAGCAGCUGUCUUGGUAUUUUGUGGAAGGAAUAAGUUGUUGUAGGGCAUUAAUAAAGUAAUUUCAGGAGCUACAUUUAUUUUUAUGACCAUUAUAGAAAGUCUACAUUAAAGCUAGGUAAUAGUUUAUUUUCCCUUGUAAAACACUAGCCCAGUGAAUGUAAAACUAAACAUUUUUCUAAUGCUAAAACUUUCUCCAGCUCUGAAUAAAAUUAAUUGCAUUUAAUUGAGAUUGCAUAUAAUUCAAUCUCCAGUUGAACCUAAUGGAAAAUAAAUUUUUUUCCCUCUUUUAAAAACCAUCACAGUGUUUGGAACUUAGUUCCCUUCUCUGUUGAUACUGGACCACUUGAGCCAAACUGAAAUACUAGAAUUAAAAAUUAAGGUGAGCUUUUAAUAAUUGUUAUCCUCCAUAGAGGAAAAUAAUUAAGGGUAGUUAAGCACUUUGAGCUAAUUUUUUAAUGGUAGUAAUGGAUUUGUGCUGAACUAUGUCUUAUUUAUUUUCCCUUUCAAAAUAUGGCAUUUGUGCAAUGGCAGCCUUAUGAUUUCUAUCUAUGAUCUUGACUUCAUUAGUCACAGCUUUUGAGCUAACUAAAGACACAUUAAAAUUUUUAGUAUACUGUUGACUUUUGUGACUAACAUGCCAUAUUCACAAUCUUUUGGGGACACACACUUCAUUUCUCCUAAUGUGCUCACAAACACUGUUUCUAUUUGAAACCAAUUGUAUAUAUUUUUUUAAGUGAUUAAAAUAUUAGAAGAGUGGUUUGUGGGCCUUAAGUAUAAGGGCAAAGCUAACUGGCCUGCAUAUGAUUUGUACUUUUCCUGGCCUCAAUUAAGUCAUUAGCAUUUUAUAAAUGAGUAAAAAAACAUUGUGAUACAAAGUUGAAACUUACCUCUAAAAUUCAAGACUUGUCGCAAGUUACACAGCAAGGUCCUUAGACUGCACAUUAUUAAAGAGAAGUUACUCGAAUAAGAAAAUGAUGAGGGGUUAGAGAAUACCCUGCUUUCUUGUAGAUCUUACAGUUAGCGCAGUGGUUGAGCCUCUAAUUUAGGUAGCAUUGUAGAAAAAUGAUCUGUGAGGCUGGCCAAGGGAGAAAAGGGAGUUGCAUAUUAGAAGCUAAUAGCACCUCACCUUACUUUAUACAAUGGGAGAAUUAAGUCUAAAUGUAUGUAUCUAGUUUUUUAGGGUGGGUAGAGGCAAAAGGAGCUCAGAAGGUUUGUAUGUUAUUUGCUGGGAAGAACAAGUGAUGGGACCUGGUCAGUCCUUUGUAGUCUUGCUAGGCCACUUUCACCUUUAAAUUAAACAUAGUAUUGACCAUUCUCUUGGAAGAGCAAAGUGGAAGCCACUAAUUUCCAGCCAUAAGGAUUAUGAGAUCCUUUUAAACUCUCUAUGUUGUGAUUUGAGUAGUCUCUCUUAGAGCUUUAGAGUGAGUGUACAUUAAGGUUUCAUCAUAGUCCUCCGUCCCCUCCACAAAUAAAAUAGAAUGCAACUCCGAACUUGAGCAGCAUGAAGAAGCAGAUUGUAGAAUGUUAUUUCUUCUCUUCCUGUCUUUAUAGAAUACCUGCAGGGAAUUAGCCACUCUGCUUUGCAAGAAAGGUAUUUCCCUUAAACAAGAAAAGUUAUUUCCCUUCCAAGGAGGAAAAAGCUUAGUUGGUUUGGUGAAGUCACCCUACACUGUUGAGUCUUGCAAACCAUAAGGAUGUCAAACUGAUUUAUUAGGAGGUGAGGUAGCGGGGGAAAUCUCUGGAUUUGGGAGAUGAGCAGUAUAAUUUUCUUUACCAAUGAUCAGAUUUAUUUUGUAAAUCCAUCACUGAGAAUGUUAAAAAUCUUUUUCAUUUAGAAGACUGGGUACAUUUCCCAUAAAUUCUGGGGUAGCAUAUUUGUAGUAUAGAAGAAUUUAAUAUUUUUAUUAUUAUUUUUGUAAGCAUUGUACAUAUUAGGCUCUGACAUAUUAGACUUUUAUGAUAUAAGCUACAGUGUAAAAACUCAGUACCUUUCUGCACUGUUAUUCAUUUCUUAUCCUUGGAGAAAGCAGGUGUCACACGUGCUAAAUGACUGGGCCUUACUCUUCUGUUAGCACUUGGAUCUUAGUAUGCAGACAUUGAAUUCAGAUGACAAGGUUCCUAUCUGAAAAUUAAAUUUAGAAAACUGACUAUUGUCCAAUUUAAAAUUGUGUAUGACUUUUAGAGCAUGUUAAUAGCAGCUGGUAUUUACACAGUACAGUUCAUGUACUGUCCUUGUGCACUGAUGACUAAAGCACAAAAGACACACUUUGUGCAGUCCACUACUGUUCAAGCAGGCUGUGGUUUUUCUGAGCCACUCUGAAAACUGGCCUCUGUAGCAUUUAUUUUAUCAUCUGGACUAUGAAAAAAUAAACCUAAUUGCAAAUAUGUUCAGAGAACAGUUUUGCUGACAGCAUUUAGAUUAAAACCUGGAAAGAAAACAAAUAAGGGGAUUUCUGUGUGCCAACUCCCCAACACUGUGAAAAGGGCUUAAAAAUGAAUUCAGGCCAUGUUACUUUUUCUGUUGUGAAGGGUAUAGUAUAUAAAUUUAAGAAAACGGAUGGCAGUUCAUAAAGUGUACGGUCCCUCCUAGAAAAAGCAAUAAAGUACCACCAUUCAAGCAUCUGUGAAAUGCAAAUACCAUUUUUACUUCACUAAAUGUAAUGAAUCUUAAAAACCAAUCAAAGGUUACUUAAAUGAAACCCGAAUUAGUGACUUUUUUCUGUUCUUUUCUUCUUUUAGAUAUUAAGAAAUUUUGCAGGGGGAUUUGGGGGACAAAUAAAGCCCUCUUGUGGUCAGUGAAAUUAUUUUUACCUCUAAACUAUAGAUUUGGUUUAGAGGCAGAAAGGAAUGAAGCUUGGAGUGCUUUGGAUAUGUGGUGCUCUGUUCAUGGAAAAACCUAAAAAUUUUUUGUGCCCUCUUCAUGGAAAAACAAUUUUUUUCCCCUUUAACCCAAGAAUAUGGGAAUAGAUUAGUCUUCAUUUUUUUACAAAGGACUUUUGUAGUUUUAGAGAAAUUGAAGGUGUUGGAAAUUCAGUUGUUUAGUGAAACAUUUCAUUAAAAAACCUACACAUAAAGGAAACUUAGUGAUUAAACAGUAAUACAUGCCCUCUUACAUUCUUAUAAAAGCAUGUAUAGAAUUGUCAGCAAAAUAAAUUGAAUCUUUUUAAAGAAGAGUAAGACAAGUUUAUAUUAAUUUUUUUCUAGUAAUGAUUUGGCUUAUAAUAGAUGAUUUUGCAUUUAAUUUCUAAUUAAAUUGUAGCAGUGUUUUGUUUUAUUUUUUUACCACCUUCUAGGGUUACUAGAUCCUUGGAGAACGGUUGUAUGAAAACAUAACAUUUAAAGAAAUCUAUCCAGGGCUACAAUAAAAUUCUUCCAUUAUUUCUUUGUUGUUAAGGGAUACUAAUCCAUAAAUACAGAUACCAGAGGAGGAACCAGUGUAAUCCUCAAUCAUUUUCAUCUCGGAGCAAGGCUAAAUACUCGCUGAUUAAGUUUUGUUGUUAAAUUUAAUCUUCGUAAGUGGUUGAAUAUCGGAUAAAGCCAAGUUAUUAUGAUUGAGUUUUACUUAUGGGUUUCUUCCCCACCUAAAUCUUACUAAAAUUCACUUGCUCUGUGGAUAAAGGACUCAUUAAUCCUGAAGCUUAUUGGGUAGAUAGCUUUCAAGUAAAGGUUUGUAAGGAAUUGUGGUGAUGAAACAGUAUUUCUACAAUUUGAGACGAGUCCAAAAGAAUACUCUGAACCAUUCCUCAACAAAAUGAGCAAAAAGCAUGUAUUAAGUUAGCCUAUCCUGAUUAUUUAAGGGUUUUCUUAUGUAAAUAACAUCUAUUCAGAAUUAAAACAUAUUUUUGUAUUUUGUUUGUUUAGUUAUGGAUUUUUUUUGUAUUUUAAAACUUUUUUAUUGCUGAGUAUUUAAGUAUUGCUUUUUUUCUAUCUAAUUGUUUAUGUAUUAACUUGAAGUGAAAAGAUUACUGUUUGCCAUGUGACACAUCAAUAAAGUUUUUAGCUCUGGCAAUUUAA
Molecule: messenger RNA, 18201 nt
Organism: Monodelphis domestica (gray short-tailed opossum)
Lineage: Eukaryota; Metazoa; Chordata; Mammalia; Didelphimorphia; Didelphidae
Gene: DCP2
Product: decapping mRNA 2
Biological process (GO): nuclear-transcribed mRNA catabolic process, nonsense-mediated decay; deadenylation-dependent decapping of nuclear-transcribed mRNA
Cellular component (GO): P-body; cytoplasm
Molecular function (GO): manganese ion binding; 5'-(N(7)-methylguanosine 5'-triphospho)-[mRNA] hydrolase activity; RNA binding
Source: RefSeq, a predicted model, not a curated record